AUGACCGUCAUCCCCACCUACCACGGCUACAUUGGUCUGACUGCCGACGCCAUGCUCGUGGUGCAGCAGGUGCUAGCCCGCAAGUUGCCCGCGGUGUACCAGCGGCCGCUGCCCACCGAACGCUCCCAGUUGAUCUGUCUGGGCAACGUGUUUGUGUUUGUUGAACGCCACCUGGGCAUCCGCCGCUGGACCGAUGGCGUCCUGUGGCUGCUGCUGCGGAUCGUGGGCCGGUUCCUUGUCUACCGCACCAAGCACGACGACUCGCCCCUGCCCCUCGCCACCGUCACCGAAGACGUGCUGAACGACCACCUGCUCAUCAAAAAGCUGCUUUCCAUCACCACCACCACCGCCGACCUCAACUUCUCCGGCGAGGCCAAGCGCGAUACCAUCCACUUGGUGCUGUACUAUACCCCCCACGACGUCGUCACCGGCAAAUUGAGCCGCCCCGUCGAGGACGCCCAGUUCAGCGACGUCGUCAUCCGCGACCUGUUGCGCCAGGCGCUCCGAGACUCGAAGUUCGGCAAGCGGGUCGCCGACAACCAGGGCGCCUACACUUACGUCGAUGCUAACCACGACGUCAAAGAGAUGGUGAUGCCGUACCCGCCGCUUAAACGCCACAAGCUGGCACCACCGCUGCUGUUUACCAACGUCGGCAACCUCACGCCCCCGACACCGUACCCGCUGGCGCCGGGGAGCGACGAUAUCACCGCCUUUGCCGAUAUCGCUGAGGAGCCGUGGCCGCUUGCGCCUACGUUUGAUUUUACCUUCCCUGCCACCCCCGCCACCACCGUCGCUCCCGAUAACGCCAUUGCCACCGUCACAGAUACUACGUGGAGCCAGCUCCCCCCGCUAACGGCGGCGCCGGUGCUUUUAAAACACGCGCCCCAGCUAGCCGACUUUGGCUUUUUAGACGAGGUGCUCGGCCACGACGGUUAA
Molecule: messenger RNA, 936 nt
Organism: Diutina rugosa
Lineage: Eukaryota; Fungi; Ascomycota; Pichiomycetes; Serinales; Debaryomycetaceae
Product: Gti1/Pac2 family protein
Exons: 1
Coding region: 1-936 (311 amino acids)
Molecular function (GO): DNA binding
Source: RefSeq, a predicted model, not a curated record